This is a messenger RNA of Leishmania major strain Friedlin, 1389 nucleotides long. RefSeq lists its product as hypothetical. The record is from RefSeq and is a predicted model, not a curated record. Lineage: Eukaryota; Euglenozoa; Kinetoplastea; Trypanosomatida; Trypanosomatidae. The transcript has a single exon. The coding region runs from base 1 to 1389 and encodes 462 amino acids.
AUGUCGUCGGACUCCGGUAUCAACGCAGCGUUGCUGAAUCUCUGCGCUCAGCUGCAGGACGGUGGCACCAGGUCCGCGGCCAAUGAGGGCCCAUCCGCCCCGAAUUGCGCCGAAGGAUCUCAAGCAAUGGCUGAGCAGUCCCGCACGAGCGCUGCUCCGUGUGCUACAGCACUGGCUGCUGUCCCCGCUGCAGCUGCUCAGGACCCAGCGAGACCAGCCUCUGACUACGAGUGGCUUCGCAGCGCCCUCGCCUCGGUCGAGUCACCGGAGAAGCGGGUCAAACAGCUUCUUUUCAACAUGGAGAACCUAACCACAGAAGGGAAACCGGGGCCCUUGGCGCAGGAAGAGCGGCUGGAAGCAUUGGAGGAACUGGCUGACAUGGUCGAGGAUGUCAACUGGGCAGCGGAGUUUGCACUCAUGCAAGGGCCGCAACGCCUUCUUGACGUGAUGCGUCGUGAACGCGCUGCGCACCCUCUCCUUGUGACCGGAAGCGGAGACGCUUCCGCCAGUGUGGAGGCCGCUAUCGGCACUGGCAGAGGGGAUCCAGAGGUGCAGACUGCUACUCACGAUGGUAUCCCUUCGUCAGCAGUACCGCUCUUCAUAGAACUCGCCAUGAUCAUUGCCCACUCAGCACAGCUGAACGAACCAGUGCAAGCCGCGUACGGAGCCGCUCAUUGGGAAGACAUCAUUCUCCCCUUCAUGGGUGACUGCAUCGCAUCAGUUCAAGAUCUCCUGCAUGUUGGGAGUGACGGCCACGUGAUUGGCGCACAGGGUGACAGUACCGAGGCUGCGAGUGUAGCUGCAGGAGCCGCGUCUCUGAUGCGCCUGCUCGGCGCCCUGCUGCAUGCGUGCAGCUGCCUAUGCCGCGAUUCCUCACCAAACACCGUUGUGUUUUUCCAGACCAGCGGUUUAGCUGUUCUUAUGGAUACGCUGAGACUCACGCGAACGCUGCCAGAGUCGCGUUUGGUGGGCACAGCAGAGGAUGGACGCACACCCGUGGCUGUCACCAACGUCGCCUCAGACACAGCAUCUAAUGAGGAGGUGGACGACAUCUAUGCCCCGCUGCUUGGCACGAUGCACAAAGUGGCUGCGCGGGCCCUCUUCUUUGUUGCCUACCUGGCCUCCACCGGCGUAUCCAGCGAGCAGAUUAUACAGCUCGCAUGCCUGCACGCGGAGUCGGGUAACAGCGGUGAGUCAGUCCAAAAGGCGGCAGCGCAUGCCCUCACAGCGCUGGUGGAAAAGAGUCCAAAGGCGAUCAAGGAAGUCGUGCGCGCCCUCAUGCCCCAUCGACUUAAGGAGUGGCGGACACAAGUACAGCGCGCCAUGGACGACCGAGAGACGCAGGACGAGCGCCUGCACUUCCUGGAUGCACUCGAUCGGAUCAGCUGA